UAACCAUGGUUAAUAAUUUUUUAUAUUUUUCGAUAUGAUCUUAUUCAUAAGAUCCGUUGACUAGUUUUCAUUAGUAUUAUUAUUAGUAUUUAUCAUAAACAUUGUCUGUUAUAAACAUAAUUUCUUAAUUAUUAUCUGUGUAGCUAACUAUUUUCUAAAUCAGUGAAGUGCCAAGGGUAAUUAAGUGAAAAAAUAAUCUUGGUAAAAUUUUGAUUUUGAGCAAUUAAAUCUUCACUGAACAGUAAGAUAUUAUAAAAUUAAAUGUUUAAGUUUGUUCAUAACUGAAUUGUAAUUUCAAUUGACAUUAGUAUCUAUUAUAUACUCUUGCUGCAAUGUCAAAGAAUAAUUCUUUUGGAGAAAAUGAAGACGAAGUUGUUCGACUAGGCGAGUAUAUCAAUGGAAAAAACGAAGAAUUAGAACAGGCUAAUUUAAUUUUGGAAGCAUCUGAAGGUGAUAAUUGUACUUAUUCAAUGGGAUACAUGAAAAGACAAGCAUUGUAUGCAUGCAUUACAUGUACUGAAGAUGGACAAACAUCAGGUGCUAUUUGUUUGCCGUGUAUGUAUCAAUGCCAUGAUAAUCAUGAAUUAGUUGAGUUAUGGACAAAAAGAAAUUAUCGUUGUGACUGUGGUAGUGAUAAAUUUAAGACAAAAUGUGAGUUAGAACCGAACAAAAGUGAACCCAAUGAUCUUAACAUCUAUAAUCAAAACUUUAAAGGUUUAUACUGUACAUGUAGUAGACCUUAUCCAGAUCCCAAUGAAGAAAAUAAUGAUGAAAUGAUACAAUGUAUUAUUUGUGAAGAUUGGUAUCAUAGUAAGCACUUAGGUACUAAAGAUAUGAAUCCUAAUGAUUAUUCUGAAAUGAUAUGUUCAGAAUGUACUUCAAAAUUAAGUUUUCUACUUGCAUAUAAACACUUAAUGGUUGUUGAUGAUUCAAAAAAAUGUUUAGAGGAUGAUGAAAAUUUGGAUAUAAAUGUUGAGGAUACAGAAAAUGAUACUUCUGUGAAUGCUGCAGAACUAUUAAUCACAAAAUCUGACAUUGCACAUCCAUCUUGUAGUAAUGGUGAGUGUAAACUGAAUACAACAAAAAAAAUGUCCUCUAUUUCGGGUAGUUCAUUUUGGGUUGAAGGUUGGCGUAAUGAACUUUGCACAUGUGUAUCUUGUAAUGAAAUAUAUAAAAAAGAAGGUAUUUCUUUUAUUACCGAUCCUCAAGAUACAUUACAAGCAUAUGAAAAUAAAAGUCGAGAAAGAAUGUCAGCUAAAGAAAAACAAAAUGAAGAAGGUCUUACUAAAGCAUUGUCAUCAAUGGAUAGAGUGGCUGCGGUAGAAUUAGCCCAUCAAUAUAACCAAUUUAAAGAAGACUUGGUUGAAUGGCUUAAUAGUUUCAAAGGAGAUGAGGUAGUUAAAGUAGAAGAUGUUCAAGAAUUCUUUUCUGGUGUGCAAGCUCGAAAACGUGCAAAAAUGGAUGAUGGAAUUCCUCCAAAUUUUUGUCGUUAAAUUAUUUAAAUUUUUAAUCAUUUUAAUAAAUUAUUCCAUGUCCCAAAUGUAAUAAAAUUGAUAAUUUCCUCUUAAGUAUAAGUUUUUCAUAGUUAAAAUAACCAAUAUUUAUUAAUGAUUUUG
Molecule: messenger RNA, 1616 nt
Organism: Daktulosphaira vitifoliae (grape phylloxera)
Lineage: Eukaryota; Metazoa; Arthropoda; Insecta; Hemiptera; Phylloxeridae
Product: putative E3 ubiquitin-protein ligase UBR7
Exons: 10
Coding region: 333-1493 (386 amino acids)
Cellular component (GO): cytoplasm
Molecular function (GO): zinc ion binding; ubiquitin protein ligase activity
Source: RefSeq, a predicted model, not a curated record